Molecule: messenger RNA, 3135 nt
Organism: Symbiodinium pilosum
Lineage: Eukaryota; Dinophyceae; Suessiales; Symbiodiniaceae
Source: the annotation of a GenBank genome assembly
GUGGUGAAAGGCGAGCUAGCACGCCAGAUCGUAAGCUACAAAGAAUCAGAAGCUGCUCAUGCAAGGGCUGUACGGGGCCGUCAGGUGCUUUACAUGUUUGAGCAGUACUUUAAGACUAACGAAGAGGUUGGGGCCCUCUACUCGGUCGAAGACCUUCUCAAGGUCAGCUUGAUCAACGAUGACUUGAGCUCCUUUAUUCACAAUUGGGAGUCAGUUAUCGCAGGUAUUUCUCAUGUUCCAGAGGAAUUGACGCUCAGGGAUAUCUUGUUUAGGCAGAUUCGAGGCUCCCACAAGCUGAAGUAUGAUCUGGAUACGUAUGACCGUGCUAAGGAAGGUACCGAAACGCAUAGCUACCAGUUCCUCCUCAGUUCCAUCAAGAAUCUCCUCACCCGUGAGCGUGUUAGGAAGAACAGGGACAAGAUAGCUAAGGUGCAUGGUGCUAAGUACGGUGCCCCAGCUCCGGAAGAUGGCAAGGGCAAAGGCAAAGGUGGUGACAAGCAGAGACCCCCGUCUCCCGCCAAGCGCAGGAGGAGCAACAGCAGGAGGAAGAAGAAGGGUGAUAAGCCAGCAGCGUGUUGCGUCCUAGUAGCAAGGGUCGAGCCAGAAGCCACCCGCGAGGGCGCCCGCAAGGGUGAGCCCACUUCCUCUGACCGCUGGGAGCACAAAGCCAAGGAAGGAGUCCUCAUCCGCCAUCACGUCACUCCAAGGUCAGACGGGUUCACUCCGGCUAAGGAUUCGCCAGUGCCUGUCUCUCGGCUUAAUGCUAAGGCUGUGGUUGUCAUGAGCCUUGACCCUGAGGGAAGAUCAAGUGUUGAGAAAACCUGGGAUUGGAGGUCCGGCAAGUUUGAUUCAGGCCUCGGGGAUGUUCAGUGGAUCAAUCGCUUCAAGACAGCGCAGGAAUGCCCACAGGGUGACCCCGAAGACGUGGCUAUUUCUCAGUCAGAGUUUGCAAGCACUGUUGUGUUGAUCUUCAGUCCAACAACCAGCAGCCGCAAGCUCCCGCGUGCCCAGCGUCCACACCUCUUGAGGUUAUCGCUGACACUGGUCAACUCCCCUGAGCUAGGAUCAGACCUUUCCCUUUUCACGUUAGGGGAAGCGCCGUACUUCGUCCGUCCAGAUGGUAAGCGAGUCAACUGCCGUCUCAGGGGGCGAGUUCCAGUGUUCGGAAAGGCUGAGCUUGAGGAAGGAGUUAUCAUGACCAUUACCAUUUUCAAUCUUCCCGAGGGCGAAGAGGAACCAGACUUGACUGAGUUUGGGUUUCAUGACCAGAAGGAUGGCUUCGUGAUAAAAGAUUUUUACACGAGCUUCCGCUACUGCUAUCCCUCAGAAACGAAGACCGCUGAUCAAUGCCAUGAGGACUUUCUCCAUUUCCUUCAGGUAAAAGACGAUGUUGGUAUCGUCUACAGCGACAACGCACCAGAGUUGAUUGCUACAACGAAGAAGUUGGGGAUUCGUCGCAACACAUCAAGGCAGUAUGUUGAUAAGAACAAGGCAGUCAUCGAGCGAGAGAUCCGAACUGUGUUGGAGGGUACACGGGCUAAUCUGGUUCAGUCCGGGUUGCCUGAGCGAUACUGGCCGCUUGCUUCAGAGCACCAUUGUAUGGCCCUCAACACAACUACCAGGCUGGACAACGGCAAAGUUCCCUGGCAACUAAGGUUCGGUGAGGAUUUUAGUGGAAUGAAAAUCCCUUUUGGUGCCAAGAUUCUCUUUUGGAACAACCCAAAACUCAAGGCUCCUAAGAUCUCUAAGUUUUCUCCCACUGCUGCUGAGGGAAUCUUCUUAGGGUACCACAUUCAACCGGGAUUCAUUUGGAAAGAAGAGUACCUGGUUGUUCCGUUGGACAAGAUUGAGGGUGCUAUCGAAGCCAAUGACCUGAAAAUAAUUCGGUCCAAGAAGGUCGAGUUGUUGCAAGGAGAUUUUGUGUUGCCCCUAGCGUCGGGUUUGGAAGCUCUGGGCAACCAGAAGCCCCCUCAACUUGACGAUCAGAAUGCCAACGUACGUCCAGCGGGACUUGAAGCUGUUGAGGAAGCAGACCUCGCCGAGUACGCGCCGUCCGAUGUCGAGGGAGAGGAAAAGGACUCACCUGAGCCAGGACCAAUUGGUCCGCCUCCUCCGGAAGCUCCUAGGCCUAAAACAGGUUGGGAUCCUUUCAAGAUGCCGGAUGGUUCCCCUGUCCCAAAGGGUUACACCUAUGACGGUACUCGACUUGUUCGUAACAAACGUGGUUCUGCUAGACCUCUCGACACUCCUUCGUCUGCAUGGAUGAUGAUGUCCCAAAAGGACAGAGCUGCUGACGCAGAAAGGUACCGUAAGAAACUUGAAGCGCAAAAGGAGGCGGAGUAUCAGGAGCUGAAGAAGGCUACUCCAGCUAUGCCAGUGAUUGAAUGUCAUCGGGAAAGAUACGCACAUCUUUGUGUUGACAAACUAGGCGAAAUUGCCGAUUGCAUGUAUGCGCUAGUAGCUAAGAUCCUCCAGCAACCUGAGAUUCAGCGUACACCGGAUGCCAAGGCUGCUCUCGACAAGGAGUGGCAGAAAUUGGUAGAUAAGGGAUGUUGGAUUGAGAAACAGGUGCGGGAGUAUGAUCAAGUUGCUUCUGAGGCCCAAAAGAAGAAGUUGAAGGUUCACUUCGGUAGGGUGUUUGAGAUUUGCACUUUGAAGGGGUCGGAAUUGAAAGAAGGAGAUCCCAAUCGCAAGUACAAGGGCAGAUCCGUGUUUCAGGGCAACAAGGUCUUGGACGAAAACUCGGAUCAUGCGUUGUUCGCUGAGCUGGGUAGUAGUCCUGCAUCCAUGGAGGCCGGUAAAAUUAUAGAUGUGUACGGGUCUCAGCCCGGAUUCACAAAGCAGCAGGCUGACGCACGUCAAGCGUACACACAAGCCUUGUUUGGAACGGAGACAUGGGUUCGUCUUCCAAGGAAUCGCUGGCCAAAGUCUUGGUCUGGCGUGAAGGACCCUGUCGCACCAUUACGUCUUGCUCUGUACGGCCAUCCCGACUCCGGGGGGAACUGGGAACAGCGUUGUACUAAGGAACUCACUAAGGCUGGUUUCGUCGCUGUUCUACCUGACAUUUGGCCUUCGGUGUUCCAUCAUCCUAAAUUGGACCUCCUCUUGGUUAUUUACGUUGAUGACUUUAAUUAA